UGUUAUUUUUGAUUUUUACCUCAGAUUUUCUUUGUUUUCGAUUUUGGGUUUAUUGAGCUGGUCUCCAGAUUUCUCCAUGUUGAUUCGAAAAAUAAGCACUAGUAAAUUUUCAAAAAUGAUUUUGCAGUUCAACAACCUCUUCUUGUACCGAUGUGUUAGUGACAAGAAUUCCACCAUUUCUCACACCCCCCCUCCAUUUCGAUUCUUCCAUUGUUUGGGAUCUCCGAUCAAAAAUCCCAAUCUUUUCAUGCCUAAAUCCUCAGCUCAGCUGUCAAUUACCAACUCCGUCGACGGAACUCCGCGCGUUGCCAAAACUGAUGCGCAAGCUGCCCUUUUCGAUUAUCUGCAUUGCACCAGAGGAUUGAGCUUCCUCGAUUCCGAGCACAUAAGCAAGAACUCACCUUGCUUUCUUGGUUACCUUAUUUCAAAGGUUGAAAAAGACCAAGAUAUAUCUAGAGCAUUGACAAAGUUCUUCAGGUACCAUCCCAUCAAUGAGUUUGAGCCAUUUUUCGAAAGUUUGGGAUUGAAACCACCCGAAUUUGCAUCCCUUCUUCCACGAGGGCUGAUAUUUUUGCAUGAUGAUCAAGUCUUACUCGAUAACUAUCAUACGCUUAGUGACUACGGUGUACCUCGGAGUAAGAUAGGAAGAAUGUACAAGGAAGUGAAUGAAAUCUUCAAGUAUGGAGUUGGGGUUUUGGAUAUGAAAUUGAGGGCGUACGAACGAUUAGGUUUGGGUAGAUCGACCGUGAUAAAGCUUGUAACUUGCAGUCCUCUGCUUUUGGAGGGCGAAAUAAACAACGCCUUUGUAGGGAUUCUUGAAAAAUUAAAAGCACUGGGGUUUAGUAGCCACUGGAUUGGAGGGUAUAUAUCUAGCAAAAACACGUACAAUUGGAAUAGAAUACUAGAUACAUUGUGUUUUCUUGAGGAAGUAGGUUAUAGUGAUGAAGAGAUGGGGGCAUUGUUGAGGAACGAUACCGCAUUAUUGUUUGAAGGAUCUGGGAAACAAGUGUACGUAGUGGUUGGUGCUUUGCUUAAGUUGGGCCUUAAAAUGCACGAGGUUUAUGGUUUGGUAUUGAAGAACCCACAGAUUCUAUCACCUAAGUCCGCAAAGAACUUUUGGAAAGCAUUGCAUUUUCUAUUUGAGAUAGGUAUGGAAACCGAAUAUAUAGCCCAGAUUCUGUGUAGCCACAUUGAAAUUUUGGGCUCACACUCUCUGAAAGGACCGAAGACUGUGUUGAGGAAAUUCAGUGGCGAUAAGCAUAGUUUGUGCGAGACUAUAAAAAAGGAUCCGUCAGCGUUUUUCAACUUGGCUUUUAAGUUGAAGAGUUGUAACGCCGAGUAUGUGGCUGCAAGGAAUCCAAACAAUUUUGUGGAAAAGAUUGAUUUUUUAAUGAGAAUUGGUUAUGUAGAGAAUUCAGAAGAUAUGGUGAAAGCACUGAAACGGUUCCGAGGGAGAGGAGAUCAAUUGCAGGAGAGGUUUGAUUGUUUGGUGGGGGCUGGUUUGGAUUUCAAUCAAGUAUCGAGUAUGGUGAAACAGGCUCCGACAGUUUUAAAUCAGACGAAAGAUAUUCUUGAGAGGAAAAUCGAGUGCUUGAGAAAUUACUUGGGAUACCCUGUGGAGUCUAUAGUGUCGUUUCCAACUUAUCUUUGUUAUGAUAUGGAGAGAAUUAGUGCAAGAUUAUCAAUGUACGCAUGGCUUAGGGAGAAAGGUGCUGCUAAACCUAUGUUGUCAGUGAGCACACUUGUUGCUUCUUCGGAUGUACGAUUUGUGAAAUAUUUUGUGAAUAUGCAUCCGGAAGGUCCAGAGGUGUGGGAAAAUUUUAAGAAGAUGUUUACUCUGGAAGAAUGAUUAGUAUGAUUUGAUUUGGAGAAAGGUGAGAUGGCCUUCUUAUGCUUACAAUUUACAAGGGAUUCGGAAUCGAAAGGCACGCCACGUUUGAUUUGGUGGGAUACUGUUUGAUGAUCAUUUACCAUUUACAGAGUGUUAGUAGCAUUGAUAAUAAGCUGUAAAUGAAGAAAUAUAUUAUUGAUAGUUGGAAAUUGGAAUUA
Erythranthe guttata (spotted monkey flower) is the source of this 2049-nucleotide messenger RNA. Its product is annotated as transcription termination factor MTEF18, mitochondrial. Gene Ontology annotation, biological process: regulation of DNA-templated transcription. The record is from RefSeq and is a predicted model, not a curated record. Lineage: Eukaryota; Viridiplantae; Streptophyta; Magnoliopsida; Lamiales; Phrymaceae. Gene Ontology annotation, molecular function: double-stranded DNA binding.